CAACAUGCUUCAUCGGAGCUCCUUUCUUUUCCUCAUUCACUGCUGAAAUCGCGCGACUAGCUACCUCUGUCGUUGACCUUUAUCUCCUCCAUUUGGAGGAAGUUAAUGAAGACGUCGAUAUAGAGGAAACGACGACCCUAUCAGACCUCAUCUUAAUGCACUACGACCGCAGCAUCUCAAUCGACUAGAUAUUGAACUGUCUACCAGGGAUUGUCGCAAGCUAUUCCGGUUUACCUUACGACAGGUCCAGGAAAUGUCGGAACUCCUCUUACUUCCACCAAUAAUCACAACAAAGGAUAGGGACAACGCAGAUCGACGUGAAGUCCUGGCGAUAGUCCUCGCUCCCCUUGUAUACCCUGGUUGUCUUUACAACCUUUCACUUCUUUUUGGAAGAUCUGUCAUCAUUAAGCAGGACUAUUGCUCACAUCACCAAGUUCAUCGUAAGGAGCUGGAGAAAGUUGCUUAUCUUUGACCAUGUUAGGUUAACGUCUCCGGUUCUUCAACAUUUCACAGCUCAAAUGUAUGCAUCAGUGGCCACUACAAGAUCCAUGGCUUCAAAUUCCAGUCACUUCUCACACGAGACUGUCUCACGUCGUUGACGGAGACAUGGACAGAGGUUAUAUGUUGGAUUUCAACAAUAAAACAUUUCCCUG
Gamsiella multidivaricata is the source of this 653-nucleotide messenger RNA. RefSeq lists its product as uncharacterized. The transcript is spliced from 2 exons. Bases 254 to 472 code for a protein of 72 amino acids. NCBI's taxonomy places the organism in Eukaryota, Fungi, Mortierellomycota, Mortierellomycetes, Mortierellales, Mortierellaceae. The record is from RefSeq and is a predicted model, not a curated record.